AUGACUCAUUCUAAUACGAACAAUCCCGCACUAUCUCCAAAUGAUAGUCUUAGCAUCAGCAAUGUAAGCGAUCUUCCCGUAGUCAAGCGGAGAAGAACAGAAAUGACCGAGAAAGAGUACCUAUUGAUUGAAGCAGCUGCCGAAGCUGCCAAUAAAGCUGAACAAGGCGAAACAGUUGCCACCGGAUUCUACAAUGUGCCCUGCCCCGUCUGUGGCCGAGAAACAGCUGGAAAUGGCCAAAAACCACAAGUUUCGCGGCGCUGCACACAGUGCAACUAUACGUUCUUUAUCAAGGACUUCAUUAGACGUGUGUGUGAAGGUAAGACUCCACUUGGAUACUAUGUACGCAAAGAGCUCGAAAGAUAUAUUAAGGAGGCCAGAUGCGACUAUCUCUUGAACACACGCGAUCGAGAAGCACGUUUCAAUGCUCCUGAGCCCGAGCCCAACGAGGAAGAAGUGCUUAUGGUAGAUGAGUCGGAUGAUCGACCUAUUACGGAAAUCUUAUCUACUCCUCGGCAAAGUCCAUUACCUAACUUACAGCCACGAAUGUCUUUAGAAACCCAGUACCAGGUCAAUGUGACCCAUAUAAACCUUCCUUCUGAGACAGAUAUUCUUGCCAAUCGGUUACUAUCUAAGGCCAAAGAAGGUGCCGUUAAUGGUCUUUUCCAAUUUGCGAAUCUAGCCAAAAAUAACAAUCAAGCCGGCUUGUUUUUGGUCUAUCUUAAAGACACUAUUAUUCCCAGUGCUCUUAAUAACUGGAUGACUAUUUAUACUAACCCAAGCCCAACCAAUCUUCUGGAUAAAGAAGCGGCCAAGGAUUCUUACUACCACACCAAAAACUAUAUGCUAGAUGUGCUUAAUGAGCAUGUGCAUGUCGUGCCUGCUCCAUUAAAGAAAGUCAGUGAUUUAACGAACCCACCUAUUCAAGUCAUGACAAACACUAUCUAUGAAGAGUAUGCCCAACUUGAGUGCCAGAGCCAAGCUUUGGUCAAAGAGCUUAAUACGCUUAAGCAAGAAACAAUUCCGCAACUCAAACGGCUUUAUGAAGAGACUAAGACUGCUGCUAAGGAAGUAGGUCCACGGCCCAAUAAUAACCCGAACAAAUCCAAACCCAAGCAGCGCUAUAAUCCAAAGAAGGAGAAAUCUUCGCCACAAAACCCUCUAGAUAAGCAGGAAGCUCCAUCAACUCAGACCGACUCUAAGUCUGGCUCUGUGGCGAUAGAUCAAAACCAACCGAAUCCUGCUAUUAGUCCCAUCAAAAAACACCAGUAUGCGUCCACGAAUAAGCCUACUCCCCCGACCAGCUCGCAAUAA
Molecule: messenger RNA, 1314 nt
Organism: Nematocida homosporus
Lineage: Eukaryota; Fungi; Microsporidia
Exons: 1
Coding region: 1-1314 (437 amino acids)
Source: RefSeq, a predicted model, not a curated record